ACAGUAUAUUUCCUUCCGGUGAGCUUCAUGUGCGUCAUGUACAACAAAGUGAUGCGUUAAGCAGCUUCAACUGUCGUACUAAACACAGACUUACGGGCCUUACUGUUAUGAGUCAUAAUCCUGGAAGAAUAAUCGUUACAGAACCUUAUGGACAAGUGCCACCUCGUAUUACGCACACAGCUUCCCGUGUUCUCGUGCGAAAUGGAGAAAGUGCUCUUUUACCUUGUGCAGGACAAGCUUUUCCAUUGCCGAGUUAUCGAUGGUACAAGAAAGAAGGUGGAAUAUCCGUGAUCCCAGUUAAAUUAAGUCAUGGAAAAAGAGAAAUGGUUGGUGGUACAUUAAUACUACGGUCUGCUGAACUCAAAGACAGCGGUCGUUACGUUUGUGUGCUCGCAAGUUCAGGUUCUGAGGACAAGGCGGAAACGGAGCUUGUGGUAACAGAUAAAUUGUCAGUUUCGAUAUAUCCCCAUGAAAGGAUCGCAGACAUUGGAGAAAUGGUUACUUUUAACUGCAGUAUUCGAGGGUUUCCAAUAUCAUCUGUGCGCUGGGCUAAAGAUGCCAAAUUCAUUUUAGAUGGCGGCCGAAUUCGCAUCAUAGGUAGAAAUCAGCUGAUGGUGACAUCUGUGCGUCGAGAGGAUCAUGGCAUUUAUCAGUGUUUCGCCAGCAAUGAUGGAGAUUCCGCACAAGGAGCUGCUCAAAUGCUGAUUGGAGCUAAUCCACCUGAGUUUCUGCAUACCUUUGAAAACAUUACUGUAAAUCCAGGCUCAUCGGUGUCUCUCAAAUGUGCUGCAUCUGGAAAUCCAUUACCUCAAAUCACGUGGUCUUUAGAUGGAUCUCAGGUACCUGAAGAUCAGAGCUUCCGAUCAGGAGAUUACGUCACACUGGAAAAUACUGUAGUGAGUUACGUUAAUAUUUCACGAGCUGGUGUAGAACAUUCUGGAGAGUUUACAUGUACAGCGAAAAAUGAUGCUGGUGAAGUUCAACACAGUAGAUGGCUAAGGGUACCCGGUCCUCCUUUCGUACGGCCGAUGAAAAAUCAAACAAUCGUAGCUGGUGAAUUAAUGAAAAUUAGGUGCCCUGCUGGAGGUUAUCCAAUUCAUAGGAUAUCUUGGGAAAGAGAUGGAGUUCGCUUGCCAGAUAACCAUCGGCAAACAGUGUAUCCAAACGGGACCCUCCUAGUACGGCAGGUAGAAAGGACUGUAGACGAAGGUCGUUACACGUGCACCCUGAGGAAUAAGGAAGGAGAAAGCGCUCGAGGCAGUGUUUACAUUACUGUAAGAGUUCGUCCAGUAAUUGAACCUUUCAAUCUUCCUCCAUCUGUUCAAAUGGGACAAAGACUGAGCAUCACGUGCACAGUAAUAAAAGGUGAUCCACCCAUUACUCUCAAGUGGUUGAGGGACGAUCACGUGUUAAAGAAAGAUGGAGAUGUAAGGAUUCACAACCUAGCUGACUAUUCUUCGACGCUUCUGUUUGAUCCUGUUAAGCCAGAACACAGAGCUAAUUACACCUGUAUAGCAAGCAACGAGGCAGGAUCGGAAAGACACAGCGCAGCAAUGGUAAUUCAUGUUCCUCCGCGGUGGAAGUCGGAACCAAAUGAUGUUGACGUCAUCAAAGGGCGGAGCGUAAUGAUUGACUGCGAAGCGGAAGGAUUUCCGCCUCCGAGAUUAACGUGGAGAAAAGCUGAAGGGAGCGUGCCGGAAAGUUAUAAGCCAAUCAGUAGCAGCUCUCAUCUUCAUGUCUUUGAAAAUGGAUCUCUAACAAUUCUGGAUGUCAGUGAAAACGACGCAGGCUACUAUCUUUGUCAAGCUUCAAAUGGCAUCGGAUCUGGUCUAAGUAAAGUCAUCAGCCUUACAGUACAUGUUGCUGCUCAUUUUACGAACAAAUUCCAUGCAGAGAUAGUAAAGAAAGGAGAGGAGGCCAAACUUUCCUGCCAAGCAUAUGGAGAGAGGCCAUUGAAUAUUUUAUGGACGAAAGAUCGUCAACCGCUGAACACGAAGGUUAUGACAAGGUAUCGACAAGCAGAGACAGUUUUUAAUAAUGGAAGUCUAUCAGAAUUACUGAUAGAAUCUGUGGAUAGAGGUGAUUCAGCGCUUUUCACUUGUCUUGCUUCAAAUGCGUACGGAAAAGACGAAACCAAUAUACAGCUGAUAAUCCAAGACCGUGAAACUCGGCUUUCACUGGCGGCAUACAGCUCUUGUGAAAGCCAUGAAGUUAUAGCAGUUCUAUUUCGUUGUGCCGAAUGUGCCAUAAUAGCAAUCCUCAGUCGUCGUUGUGGAUCUUGGUCGACCUUCUGCAGGUCUGCUGGAUAUGAAUUCAAUGUCCUGAAACUCUUCGUCUCAUUCUAUGAUCCAUAUGUUCGUGGCUAUUCAUUUUACCUGAUGCCAGAUGAAAUUACUCAACUCUUGUGA
This is a messenger RNA of Stegodyphus dumicola, 2408 nucleotides long. Its product is annotated as cell adhesion molecule Dscam1-like. Gene Ontology annotation, molecular function: protein binding. The record is from RefSeq and is a predicted model, not a curated record. Gene Ontology annotation, biological process: cell-cell adhesion. NCBI's taxonomy places the organism in Eukaryota, Metazoa, Arthropoda, Arachnida, Araneae, Eresidae.